Messenger RNA from Aspergillus chevalieri, 1056 nucleotides. Its product is annotated as NAD(P)-dependent alcohol dehydrogenase. The transcript is spliced from 3 exons. Gene Ontology annotation, biological process: D-sorbitol catabolic process. The record is from RefSeq and is a predicted model, not a curated record. Bases 1 to 1056 code for a protein of 351 amino acids. NCBI's taxonomy places the organism in Eukaryota, Fungi, Ascomycota, Eurotiomycetes, Eurotiales, Aspergillaceae. Gene Ontology annotation, molecular function: zinc ion binding; L-iditol 2-dehydrogenase (NAD+) activity.
AUGCAGAAUCUGUCUUUUGUCCUUGAAAAGGCUCAAAGUCUGAGAUUUGAGGAUCGUCCCAUUCCACAGCUCCGAGAUGACCACGAUGUUCAAGUGAGGGUGAAGUUCACAGGAAUCUGUGGCAGCGAUGUACACUAUUGGAACUGCGGAGAGAUUGGGCACUUCAAAGUCCAGCAACCGAUGGUACUGGGCCACGAAUCCUCCGGAAUCGUGGAACAGGUAGGAGCCAAGGUCACAACGCUAAAAGUGGGUGAUCGCGUUACCAUGGAGCCUGGAGAGCCAUGCCGCCGCUGCGAUGUGUGCAAGGCUGGAACAUACAACCUCUGCCCUGCAAUGGCGUUUGCCGCGACUCCUCCCCACAACGGCACCCUAGCGAAAUACUACUGUCUGCCAGAGGACCUCUGCUACAAGCUGCCAGACAGGCUUAGUCUGGAGCAGGGUGCGCUUGUGGAGCCGCUCAGCGUCGCGGUGCAUCUUGUACGACAAGCGAAUGUGUCACCUGGUGCGUCAGUGGUGGUUUUCGGUGCCGGGCCGGUCGGAUUGUUGUGCUGUGCCGUUUCCAAGGCAUUCGGGGCUGCGAAGGUGAUUGCAGUAGACAUCCAAGCCAACAGGUUGGAAUUCGCCAGGAAGUUUGCCGCGACAUCGAGCUUCCUACCGGACAAUGUCUCGGUCCAAGACAAUGCCGCGCGCUUGGGUGUGGAAAAUGAACUUGGCAACGGGGCUGAUGUGGUGAUUGAUGCGUCAGGGGCAGAGGCUUCCAUCAAGACUGGUAUACACAUUCUUCGACCCGGCGGUACAUACGUUCAAGGAGGCAUGGGCCGCGAUGAAGUCAGCUUCCCCAUCACGGCCGUUUGCACCAAGCAAUUGAACGUGAAAGGAGGUUUCCGGUAUGCUACCGGUGAUUACAAGCUCGCAAUUGAGCUCCUUGCUACGCAGAAAGUCAAAGCCCUCGAUUUGGUCACUGAUAUUGUGAAGUUCGAAGACGCCCAGCGAGCUUUUCAGCAAGUGAAGGAUGGAAAUAGCAUCAAAACUUUGAUCGCCGGGGUUGAAGACUAA